Hymenoscyphus albidus is the source of this 587-nucleotide messenger RNA. Lineage: Eukaryota; Fungi; Ascomycota; Leotiomycetes; Helotiales; Helotiaceae. The record is from the annotation of a GenBank genome assembly.
AUGCCGCCAAAGUCACAACGACGACUAAUACACAUCAUCCUUCUUGUCGCUGUCUGUCUCGUCACCUUCUGGGUCCUAGACAACGGACCACACCAGGUAGAUAUUCGUCCUGUCAUGACGGCCACUUCCCGGCCGCAGGUGGUGCUGCGCCAGGGCAAAAUCAUCGGGAGCAAGCUCGUUGAAAGCCAUGGCGGGUUAUCACAUACUUUGGAUCAAUUCCUCGGGAUCGCCUAUGCUUUGAGUACCGACGGGGAGAGGAGAUUCAAACCCGCGGUUCCGGUCCCGGAUAGUGAGCUGGAAUUCGAUGCCAGUAAAUAUGGGCAGCGUUGUCCGGCGGGAGAGAAAGAUUCUACACCCAUGGGCGAGGAUUGUUUGAUCUUAAUCUUUUCCGUCCGGCUAUACGACCUAAGGAUAGGAAAUUACCGGUAUUGGUUUAUAUACAUGGUGGGAGUUUUAAUUUUGGGGCGGGGAAUGCGAGACAGAUUUCUAGUAUGGUGGCUUGGUCGACGAGGCCGAUGAUUGGGAUUAGUUUUAAUUAUCAUCUUGGGGCGUUUGGGUUCUUGUCUUCGAAGGUUGCGGCUGCGUAG